This is a messenger RNA of Arctia plantaginis, 696 nucleotides long. Lineage: Eukaryota; Metazoa; Arthropoda; Insecta; Lepidoptera; Erebidae. The record is from the annotation of a GenBank genome assembly.
AUGAAUGUGAAAAGUACAGAAUGGCAACCCGGUCCCACUGUUUGUCGUUGUUGUUUGACCGAGGGAUGCUACAAGGAUAUCUCAACAGAAUAUUUUUGGACGCGAAGUAUACGCCGAAAUGCUUUUGGACACCUUCAACGUCACGCGUACUCCCAAUCUGGCGGGCCAAAUAGCAACAGCCGUCUGAUAUGCGAGCCAUGCAUAUCACGGCUCCGAGACGCAAAUGACUUCAGGCGACAGGUGCUGGAGUGCGAGAAGACGUUCAUGCAGCAUCUUGAUCCUGGCACUUCCAGCGUGACGGAAUCUGAAGCUCCAGUGGAGACUCUUGACGAUGUGAAGUUGGAGUGGAUCAAGUUGGAGAAGAGGCUCAGCGAUGAUGACUUUGAUGAUCGCGAUUAUGAUGACGAUGAUGAUGACGACAUGGACGACGAGCCCCUAACGAAACUUGCAAGCAAAAUACCUAAAAAAGAAUCUGUGGACUUGAUGGAUCUCUUGGACAACACGCAGGCAGCUGAAAAACGAAAAUCAAUUACUAAGGUUAAGGCUUCUCCGUCUAAAAAAACAAAAAUCGUCAAGAAAGAACCGGUGAAAGCUUCAGCUAGCAAAGUGGCUCCUAAAAUUGAGAAGAAGAAAAAAGGGCAACACGGACACAGCACCAAAGCAGUUGUUAAAUUAGAAGAUAGGUAUAUAGGAUAG